UGCUAGUGUACGCUAAUAGUACACACUUGCCAAUCAGCCAAACAAACAACAACAAUUUUCCAUUGAUAACACAUUUGAACUUUUCGGGCGCGAGUACUUCAAUGAGAGAAUUGAAAAUAUUUUGUGAACAUGUUGAUUGAUAUGAAUGCAAAGAAAGGAGAAGUAAUAAGUAUAAAAGGAAUAUCGUAGAGGAUGAUUAUCACUCUAGGAUUUGUGUUCUUCGUGGCCUUCUCUCAUAAUGGGAUUGAUGCCCAAACCACUGCAAAAGGACCUUUGGUCGUGAUAACAUGGGAUUAUCCGGCUGCAACCAAACUUGCCUGGGAAGUUCUCAAUGAAGAGAAGAAGACUUCAGUCGAUGCCGUUGAAGCCGCGGGUAGUCUCUGCGAAGCAAUGCAGUGCAGAACUACAGUCGGUUACGGCGGGAGUCCUGAUGAAGCUGGAGAAACUACACUGGACGCUAUGAUAAUGGAUGGGGUCACGAUGGAUGUCGGAGCAGUCGGUGGUAUAAGAAAAAUCAAAAGUGCCAUAUCAGUUGCGAGAAAAGUCCUGGAAAAUACGAAACAUACUCUACUGGGUGGGGAUCAGGCCAAGGAGUUCGCUGUAAGAAUGGGAUUCAAAGAGGAAUCACUGACGACUAAUUUUUCGACGGACAUAUGGCAGAAGUGGAGGGCUAACAACUGUCAACCUAAUUUCUGGAAGAACGUCUCUCCAGAUCCUUCAAAAUCAUGUGGCCCAUACACUCCGAAAGAAGAAUUGAGCCAGCAGUACGGACUAAGCAGCCCUGACUCUGAUGAAGAUAACCACGACACUAUUGGAAUAGUCGCGAUGGACAGCAAUGGAAGAAUUGCUGCAGGAACAUCUACCAAUGGCAUCAAGAAUAAAAUCCCCGGACGGAUUGGGGAUUCACCUAUCCCAGGAUCGGGUGCCUAUGCUGAUCAAGAAGUUGGGGCUGCUGCUGGGACUGGGGACGGCGAUAUUAUGAUGCGAUUCGUUCCAAGUUUUCUCGCUGUCGAAGAAAUGCGUCGUGGCGCAACUCCAACAGCAGCAGCUGCCGAAGCGAUAGCAAGAAUUGCCAAGCAUUACCCAGCAUUCACUGGCGGAGUAAUUGCAAUUGAUAAAAAUGGAAACUACGGCGCAGCCUGCAAUGGAAUACCAUCUUUCCCAUUUUACGUAGCUAAUCCCGAUCUCGGAGGAGCAACAAACAUGUCUGUUCCCUGCACCAAUUCCGUCAAACCUGAAACAGUUGUAUCAUUGAUAUAAUAAUUAUCGUCAUUAAACAUUCCGUUUGCUCAGUUAUGUUUAAAUUACGAAUCUAUGAGAUUUUUUGUAUAUUUUUAUCUUGAGUUAUGGAGAAAUAAAGAUUUUUUUACUG
This is a messenger RNA of Diachasma alloeum, 1372 nucleotides long. RefSeq names its product N(4)-(Beta-N-acetylglucosaminyl)-L-asparaginase. Gene Ontology annotation, cellular component: lysosome. The transcript is spliced from 7 exons. Gene Ontology annotation, biological process: protein deglycosylation. Bases 193 to 1260 code for a protein of 355 amino acids. Gene Ontology annotation, molecular function: N4-(beta-N-acetylglucosaminyl)-L-asparaginase activity. The record is from RefSeq and is a predicted model, not a curated record. NCBI's taxonomy places the organism in Eukaryota, Metazoa, Arthropoda, Insecta, Hymenoptera, Braconidae.